AUGGCCAAGGGCCUCCUGAUGACCUAUGCCCUCUGGGCUGUAGGGGGCCUUGCUGGGCUCCAUCACCUAUAUCUUGGGUGGGACAGCCACGCACUGCUCUGGAUGCUUACCCUGGGGGGCGGGGUGGGGUGGGGAGGCCUAGGCUGGCUCUGGGAAUUCUGGAAGCUCCCAAGCUUUGUUGCUCAGGCCAACAGACCCCAGCGGCAGAGGCAGAGCUCAGCAGGGGGGACACACCCUUUGAGUCCCAUUCACUUUGCUGCCCAGAUGAUAGUGGGCAUUUACUUUGGCCUUGUGGCUCUCAUUUGCCUCUCCUUCAUGGGUAGCUUCUAUAUUGUGGGCCUCCCACUGGCAGUUGGCUUAGGGGUUUUGCUGAUGGCUGCUGUUGGUAACCAGACCUCAGACUUUAAGAACACUCUAGGAGCAGCAUUUCGUACUUCCCCUAUUUUCUAUGGCCGCCGCGUAGCCAUCCUGCCCAUCAGCUUGGCUGCUGGCAUCACAGCCCAGAAGCAUCGCCUCUACAAAGCUUCAGUUGGGUCAGAGAUGCUCAUUGUGAGGCUCUACUGCCUGGGCUUGGCUUACCGCUUCACAUGCCGGCUAGCGUACAGUGCCCUCUGCAACACGGCUGCCACCCUUAGCUAUGUGGCAGAGACCCUUGGCUCCUUCUUCAGUUGGUUCAGCUUCUUCCCCCUCCUUGGGCACCUGAUGGAGUCUGUCCUCCUUCUGCCUUACUGGGUCUAGAAGCUGCUGGUGGGAGAUCAUGGAUUCAGCAGCGGCUACUUCCAGGAGUGGUAAAAGCUCUAUGAGUUUGUUCACAGUUUUCAGGAUUAGAAGUGUCAGCUGGCUUACCAGGUUUUGGGUCUCUCGGAGGGGGCAACAAAUGAAGAAAUACAUUGCAGAUACCUGGAGCUAGAAGACCACAGUUGGCACCAGGCGGAAGAAGCUCAGAGGCACUUUCUGGAGAUCCAGGCUGUGUAUGAAGUCCUGAGUCAGCCCAGGAAGCCAAGGGCAACCUGCAGGUGAGAAGAAACUUCCCUUUGAGGAUGGACUCUUCUUGGCACAGCUGAGCAGCUUGUCCCAGCCCAGCUUUGCCCACAUGAGGCAUCCCAACAGUGUUAAAGAAACUGUCACUUGCAGUGGAGAUAAGAACAUCUUAAAGGGGUGAGAAAGCUUUUG
This is a messenger RNA of Physeter macrocephalus (sperm whale), 1173 nucleotides long. It is a transcript of the gene DNAJC22, whose product is annotated as DnaJ heat shock protein family (Hsp40) member C22. Gene Ontology annotation, cellular component: membrane. The record is from RefSeq and is a predicted model, not a curated record. Lineage: Eukaryota; Metazoa; Chordata; Mammalia; Artiodactyla; Physeteridae.